This is a messenger RNA of Penaeus indicus, 616 nucleotides long. RefSeq names its product glycine receptor subunit alpha-2-like. Gene Ontology annotation, cellular component: neuron projection; synapse; plasma membrane. NCBI's taxonomy places the organism in Eukaryota, Metazoa, Arthropoda, Malacostraca, Decapoda, Penaeidae. The transcript has 5 exons. Gene Ontology annotation, biological process: chloride transmembrane transport; nervous system process; signal transduction. The record is from RefSeq and is a predicted model, not a curated record. The annotation marks the transcript as partial. Gene Ontology annotation, molecular function: excitatory extracellular ligand-gated monoatomic ion channel activity; transmembrane signaling receptor activity; chloride channel activity.
ACGCUGGAAAAGUUGUGGAAACCUGAUACGUACUUCAACAACUUGAAGGACGGCGAGAUCCAUAGGGUGUCCAUGCCUAACGUUCUGUAUAGAAUAUACAAGACUGGCGACGUUCUGUACAGCAUGAGAGUAACGCUGAGGCUUUCCUGCCACAUGGAGUUCCGCGAAUAUCCUCUCGACUCCCAGGUGUGCGGAGUCCAUAUCACCUCCUAUGCCAACACGGACGACUUGGUGAAGUACCGGUGGCUCGCCGACAGGCCCAUCGAUCUGCCGGAGGGCCUCGAGAUCGCGCAGUUUGAUCUCCUGGGAUUCUCUGCCAAUGAAACCAGCCACGCUUACGUAACAGGGAACUUCAGUGGCCUGUUGGCAGAGUUCCUGCUGCGUCGCCAAAGUGGCUACCACGUCCUCCAGACCUACUUGCCCACCAUCCUGAUUGUGUCCAUUUCGUGGGUGUCCUUCUGGCUGGACCCGAACGCCGUGCCCGGGCGUGUCACCCUCGGGGUCACCACUCUGCUCACCCUCACCACCCUCGCCUCAGGCAUCAGGGCUUCCCUGCCACCUGUCUCAUACGUAAAGGCUAUUGAUGUCUGGAUAGGAACGUGCAUGAUUAUGGUAU